GCAAACUAAUGCUGUUCGUUAGCUACUGGCAACACUAACUUAGCUAGCCAACCAAAAAUAUUUUUGGCGUGAGAACUGAAGGUUCAGUUACUCGUUUCAGAGUUACCUUCACACUGAUUACUUGUAUUUCGUGUAAUCAGUAGCUAAUGACAGUCAGCUAACGUAACUCGUCUUGAGGGGGUAAGAUGCAUGCUAACGUUACAUUUUGCCUUGAACGUUGAAACUGCUGGCGUUAGGCUUUAGGUAUUUUUAUCGUUUUUUUUAACUUGGUAGUGUUGUUUUUACGAUUUUUAAUAUAUUUUUUUUUACCGAAAUGCACAUUAAAUGUGUAAACUAAUUUCGCUAACUUGAUUCUUAUUUCGCCUAUGUUGUGACAACGUUAGCUAACCUUCGGUUUGCCAAAACAAUAUAUAACUGUUAGCUAACGUUAGUUGGGUGAAAUGUCGAGAGCUAGUGUAGGUAACUAAGUGAUUGCAAAGUUAUCACAACUUACUGCGGUGUUAGGAGACCAUGAUGAAUGAAUACAUUAAUGAAUGCGGGGAACCGUCAUCAUCAAUUGACCAGAGCAAAGAGAUAAACAGGACAUAUGUCGUCUCUACGACAAGUACUUAUAACGUUAGUCAGAUCAAUGAUACGCACUCUCGUGAAAGACUUACAUUACAAAGAAGGAAAACAGACAGCAAAGGUACCAAAAGGGGCGAAAAGACUGUCACUGAAAAUCAAGCCGGAGCACAAGAAAAACGACUGACGCUACAACGUAGGACAAGGACUGGCUCAAUAGACAAAUCCAGCGUGGAAACUAGCAGAAGUGUUGACAACUCAUGCAGACAAAAUAACCAGGACUUGCGUCAAUCAAAAAUCUUGUCUGAGCCUAACUGUAGAACCCCACGGGCAACAACUGUCUUGAGAUCGUCCAGCACUAGAUAUGCGUGGUCUAAAGCUGUGACAGACGAAAGAAUUAAUCUUAUUAACGCGCACAAUAAAACGCCCUCGAGGUUUCUGCAGAAAACAGUAAAUGAACCCCCUUUCGGUAAAGCUGAUUCCACGAAAGCAGAAGACAAUGGCAAAGUAUUUUCAACUCCUACAAAAAAGACGCCCUUUGAGAGAAUAAGUACCAGGAAAGAUGUUUUCGAGAGAUUGGCAGGAAGAGACAUCUCUAAAACUGCAAAAGCUAAAUCCGCUAGUUUGGAACGUCAAAGGAACCUCGGGCUGGCAAAUGGAGAAAGUCUUAACAAACCAACUGGACAAGUAUCCAAAAACGUUCCGAUCGGAAGUCAGGGAAGAAACGUGACCUCUAGUCUGCAGUUCACACAGGUGAAAAAGCCCCCCAUAUUAUUCAGUUCAGGUCAGACUGGAGAUGGAACCGGCACAGGGUGCAAAACCCCCAGCAGAACGACUUUUUCGACCGAACUGCUUAACAGAGAGAGUAGCGAACUGAAGAAAGAUUCCCUCAAGAUGGAAAACAGUGCAGUAACAGUGGCGGUACGAGUGCGGCCAUUCAACAGCAGAGAGAAGACUAAGAAUGGCCAACAAGUUAUUUUCAUGGAUAACCAAGAGACCACUGUCCAGCACCCGGACUCCAAGCAGAGCUACACAUUCAACUACGAUUUUUCAUUCUGUUCAAUUGACAAAGCAGACCCAAAUUUUGCGAGCCAAAAGACAGUGUAUGAAAAGUUGGCAAGACCUCUCCUUGAAAGAGCCUUUGAAGGAUUCAAUACUUGCCUAUUUGCGUAUGGGCAGACUGGGUCUGGAAAAUCAUAUACAAUGAUGGGAUUUGGAGAAGAAGCUGGCGUGACGCCAAGGUUCUGUGAGGAGCUAUUUUCCAGAGUGACCGACUCUCAGAAUGAUCAAGUCACAUGUCGCCUGGAAAUGAGCUAUUUUGAAGUUUACAAUGAGAGAAUUCAUGACUUGCUUGUCAUGAGAGAUGAGCAAGGUGAAAAGAAGUUACCGCUGAGGGUCAGGGAACAUCCUGUCUUUGGGCCCUACGUUGCAGAUCUUUCAACGAAUGUGGUGAGCUCAUAUGCUGAUAUCCAGGGCUGGCUGCAGCUCGGAAAUAAACAGCGUGCCACAGCGGCUACUGGUAUGAAUGACAAGAGCUCCAGAUCUCACUCCGUCUUCACCCUUGUCAUGACUCAGACCAAGACUGAGUUUGUGGAGGAGGAAGAGCACGACCACACCAUCACCAGCAGAAUCAACCUGGUGGACCUGGCAGGCAGCGAGCGCUGUUCCUCAGCCCAGACCAGCGAGGACCGGCUGCGGGAAGGGGCCAGCAUCAACAAGUCCUUGCUGACCCUGGGGAAGGUGAUUUCGGCUCUGUCUGAGCAGUGUCAGUCCAGGAAGAAGGUCUUCACCCCAUACAGAGAAUCGGUGCUGACAUGGCUGUUGAAGGAGAGUCUGGGCGGGAACUCCAAGACCGCCAUGAUUGCCACUCUCAGCCCUGCGGCCUGCAGCGUGGAGGAGACGCUCAGCACCCUGCGCUACGCCAGACAAGCCCGUUUGAUCAUCAACAUCGCCAAGGUCAACGAGGACAACAACGCCAAGCUCAUCAGGGAGCUGAAAGCAGAGGUUGAGAAACUGAAAGCGGCACAGAUGAGCGCUAAAGGCGUCGAGCCAGAGAACAUGAGGCUGUUCCAGCAGGAAAUUGCAGCUCUCAAGACACAGUUGACUCAACAGGAAAGGGAAAUGGCUGAAGCACACAGAAAAUGGAAGGAAAAGCUGGAGCAGGCUGAAAAGCGAAAGCGUGAAGAAACCAAAGAAUUACAGAAAGCCGGCAUCACUUUUAAAGUGGAUAACCGGCUUCCCAACCUUGUGAACCUGAACGAGGAUCCUCAGCUGUCCGAGAUGCUGCUGUACAUGAUUAAAGAGGGACAGACCAAGGUCGGCAAACACAAGUCUGAGUCUGCCCAUGACAUCCAGCUGUCUGGGGCCCUCAUCGCUGACGAGCACUGUGUCAUAUGUAACGUAAGUGGUACAGUUAGCAUCACUCCAAUCAAGGAUGCAAAGACCUUUGUGAAUGGAAACCUAGUGUCCGAGCCCACCGUCCUGCACCAUGGCGACCGAGUGAUCCUCGGGGGAGACCACUACUUCAGGUUCAACCACCCGGUGGAGGUGCACAGCGGCAAGCGUGUAUCCUGCUGGACUCAGUCAGGGGACGGACACAAGGACUUUGAGUUUGCCAAGAAUGAGCUGCUGACGGCACAACGAGCACAGCUGGAGGCUGAGAUCGAGGAGGCGCGGGUCAAAGCCAAAGAAGAAAUGAUGCAGGGCAUACAAGUGGCCAAAGCGAUGGCCCAGCAGGAGCUGUCCCAGCAGAAGGCUCUGUACGAAAACAAGAUCAAAGCUCUGGAGCGUGAGCUGGAGGAGGAGACCGAGAGGAAGAAGCUGCAGGAGCAGGACAAGCAGAGGGUGGCCUACAAAAUGGAGGAGCUGCAGAAUGCCAAGAUCCAGCUGGAGCAGGAGGUGCACAUGAAUAAGAAACGCAUCCACAUGGAGACCCAGGCCACCAAACAGGCCAUGGCAGACCAUGACAUACGGCAUGCUAAGAUCUUAGAAGCCUUGGAAGAAGAGAAAAGGAAGAUCGCUGAAGAUCUUGAGAGGAUGCAGAAAAGAAUUGCACUAAAAGAAGUUCCUGCCCAUAGAAGUGUUUUAGCUCCAGCACAGUGGGAUGCCAUGAAGUUGUCUGUGAUGAUCGAAGAGGCCAACGCAAUAAGCAAAAAACUCGGGAAGAAGACCAUGUUCAGCAGGCAUGAGUUGUCAGAUAAGAACAGACCAGAUGGGGAGGAGGAGCUACAGGUGCAAGUCCAGAACACAAAGCUUGGCAUCUCCACCUUUUGGAGCUUGGAGAAGUUCCAAAGCAACCUGGCGGCCAUGAGAGAACUGGAGCAGGGCGAUGGUGCGUCUAAAGAUGACGAUGUGUUUUAUGACCCGAACGAUGAGUGGGAACCGGAUCUGUCAGCUUCUUCCUCCUCCUCAUCGUUUUCACGCCGGAGGAGCAGAAGCCUGUUGAAGAGCAGGAGGAUUUCGGGGCGUCUGUACGAAAUCAGAGUGCACCCCAUUCAGAGCCUUCACACCUCACAGCACUCUGGGCUGAUGGGAGUGAAUAAGCCUCCGUCCCUGCACCCGAGCGUGUCCAGCUCGGCCCUCCCCGGGAUCUGUAAGGACCUGAUCGGCUCAGCUCUGGCCCGGCUGCGGGGGAGCCUGGGGGGGGAGGAGAGCGCGGCCGACAGGCUGGUCUGGGACCUCCUCUCCGUACACGCCGCGGUCACGUCCAUCUCCGGCACCUACGACGGCCUCGACGACGACAGCCAGGAGAACCUGUUUGUGUGUAAUGAAGAGGCUCAGGCUCAGCUGGUGAAGGCCACGUCAGCCAUAGAGAGAGCCGUGUUCAUCACCCUGCAGUGGAUCAGCAGCCUCAAGCCUAGCUCCGGCGCCAUCUUCCACACUGCUGAGGCGCUCAAGAGAGAAGUCAAGAAACUGGGAGGCUACUUCCAGCUUCUCAUUCAGGGCUGCGAUUCAGAAAUCUCCUCCAUGGUAACGGAGGCUCAGAGCAAGAUCAGCCAGUGCCUGGACGUGGCAGUUCGACUCAUCAGCCAGCUUUCAGCCGUGACGGGAACAGAGCUCCACUUAACAGAAGUGGGCCCGGAGGCUGCUGGCAAGCGCUCCAUAGCGGCAGCCCUGUACGAGGGAGCCUGCAAAGGCGUGCAGGUCCUUUUGGAGGACGUGCUCAGUCAGGCCAUGGAGCUGCAGAGGGAGGCUCAACUCACGUUCCCCAGGACUGAGGUAUUGCAGAGCCUGAAGAAGAAAUCUUUGGAUGUAGCCUCUUCCCUUCACAGCUACGCCUCUUGCAAUCAAACGCAAAGAGACCGGUCCUCGGAGGGGACGGAAGAGGACGCUGAUCCCUCGCACCUGCGGACAGUGAGAAACACGGCCGCCCAGCUGUUGCUGCUCAGCCUGGCGGUCAGACAGCUUCGCUCCGCUCUCACACGGACCCUGAGAGAUAAAGACAAGGACUUCGGCAGAAGCAGAGACACAAUCUGCUCAUCCUGCAAGACGAUUGACGACAUCAUCAGCGGCCUCCCAAAACUUGAGGGAAACGUGCGGGCGCCCCGCCUUCAGCUGCCCUGUCUGAAAAGCGUGAUGGGGGCCAGAGACGACGUGCAUUCCGCUCUGUGCUCCCUGUCCUCCAUGUUUGAUAGGAUCUGUGCUAAAAAGAGCGAGGUUUCUGCUCUAGAGAGCAGUGUGGGGUCAGCUGAGGAGGAAAGGGGCUCAGACAGCGAGAAUGCACCAUGCAACAGCAGGAGGGAUAGGACCGCUCCAAAAAUUGUGUAUACUCUUUCGUCCAGUGCAACCGUUUCUCCCGCAGAUAUACGGUGGGUGUAGCACUGCUUUCAAUACAGGCCUCAACUUGGUUUUGAUGCUUGAAGAGCGAGAGAGAGGAUGAAGCUCUGAAAUGUAUAGUCACAAAUUCGGCAAGCAGGAAUUCGUCUUGUUUAUAUCAUCAGUCACGGUUACUGCCAGCUGUGCAGCAUUUAUUUCAUUUUCUAAUUCCAUAAUUGGUAGGUUUAUUUUCGUUUUAGUGUUCCUGAGAGAAGGAUAGGAUUUCUAAAAUUGUGUUACGUCGUUUUGGCAGAUGGGUAAGUCGGGUAACUGGUACAUAUUUACACCCCCAUCUCUUUGUUUUAAACAUGUCGAUUUAAAAUGUGUUAAGUACAGACUUUGCUAUCCAUUGGGAAAGAAAUGUGGAAAUUCUUUAGAUCGCUCUACUUCGAGAUAGUAAAUCAUAACUUAUUCAGGAACUAUUAUAUGUAUAUUUGCAUUAUCUUUUUUGCACUCAACCUUUGCACUCAGGACUAUUGUGUAUUCCAAAUUAAUCAACAAAUUAAUUCAACAUUAAUGCCUUUUCAAUUUCAGGUGGAAUAUAAUGUCACAAAAUCAUGUAGCAUGUAAUCACAUGACAGUGAUCACAAUAAACGCGCACGUUUAAUCAAA
Molecule: messenger RNA, 5988 nt
Organism: Conger conger (European conger)
Lineage: Eukaryota; Metazoa; Chordata; Actinopteri; Anguilliformes; Congridae
Gene: kif14
Product: kinesin family member 14
Exons: 29
Coding region: 511-5379 (1622 amino acids)
Biological process (GO): microtubule-based movement
Molecular function (GO): ATP binding; microtubule binding; microtubule motor activity
Source: RefSeq, a predicted model, not a curated record